UGUACACUCUGAGCUGUGCAAGAAGUCCGAAGUCCAAAAGAGAUCAAUGGAAAAGAAAAGGAUGGAUUGGUCUGCAUUAAUGGCUUUUGGGAUGGUGAUUAUGGCAUUGGGUGCAAGCCUUUCAGAUGCCGAAAUCUCAUGCACUGAGGCCCUGAGAUCUUUGAUUCCCUGCACGCCGUUUUUGGUGGGUUUCGGCUCAUCGGCACCAAACGUCGUUUGCUGCAUAGGUGUUCAACAUGUGUUCGAACAGGCAAACACCACCGCAACUCAUAGAGAUCUCUGUCAAUGUUUUCAAAAUGCUGCAUCACAGAUUGGUGCUUUGCCUGAGAGGGUUAAAGAGCUUCCCCAGUUCUGCAAUAUACAUGUUACCCUGCCCCUUGACGCCAAUGUGAAUUGCAGCAGAAUUAAGUGAUGGAGUAUUGUAAGAAUGAACGUGUGGGGGAGAUCAACUAGGAGGAAUUGCAAUAACCAAAAAGUUUCAGAGAAAAUCUUGUGUUUAGAUCGAGCUUGUUUAAAGGAUCUCAUGUUCUUUUUCGCUUGAAGAUCACUAAUAAUGUUAUGGCAUGUUUAUGAAGAAUAAUAGACGGUACUAGUACUGUUAAUAA
Molecule: messenger RNA, 605 nt
Organism: Carya illinoinensis
Lineage: Eukaryota; Viridiplantae; Streptophyta; Magnoliopsida; Fagales; Juglandaceae
Product: non-specific lipid-transfer protein A-like
Exons: 2
Coding region: 47-412 (121 amino acids)
Biological process (GO): lipid transport
Cellular component (GO): membrane
Molecular function (GO): lipid binding
Source: RefSeq, a predicted model, not a curated record